AUGGCCUUUCAACCAGCACACAAAGAAAUUACAAGAGGCACCAAGAUCAAAUAUCCAUUCUGGUUCGGCGGCAGUGCUAGCGCUUUAGCUGCUUGCGUCACCCAUCCUCUUGAUCUUGGUACGGUCCGCUUACAAACACGCACACUCAACGUGGCUCCAUCGUUCUCUUCGGCCGUCAGGAUCAUCAUCAGAAAUGAAGGUAUAACAGCUCUGUACAGUGGUCUAACAGCCUCUGUCGUGCGCCAGCUCACGUAUUCGGGCAUACGAUUUGGCAUCUACGAAGAACUCAAGUCGCGGGCUGGCUCUGACCCCGGCAGCCAUUUUCUCCUUGCCACUGCGUGGUGUUCUGGAUUUGCGGGUGGGAUGGCUGGCAACUUUGCAGAUGUUCUGAAUGUCAGAAUGCAGCAUGAUGGUUCACUUCCGUCUUACCAAAGGCACAAUUACCGUCAUGUCGGCGACGGUAUGGUGCGAAUGGCACGGGAAGAAGGUUUUGGCGCCUUCAUGAGAGGAUGGCUACCUAACUGUACGCGUGCUGCGACACAAACAGCAGGACAGCUUGCAAGCUAUGAUAUCAUCAAAAAGUGCAUCCUUGACUAUAGACAGACAGAAGAAACAUCCACGGUACAAGCCCUUUCUGCGUUUAUAGCAGCUGUAGUUGCGACGACGAUCACGAAUCCUCUGGAUGUCGUCAAAACAAGGGUGAUGUCUUCUAUGUCUACUUCAAGGACAGGAAUGGUAGUUACUGCAAGAGACGCUUUCCGAGCUGAAGGAUGCAAUUGGGUCUUUCGAGGAUGGGUACCGAGCUUUUUACGGGUUGGACCGCACACGAUGUGUAUGUUUGGAUUCUUGGAGAUUCAACGAAAUGUCUACCGAAGCGUUUGCACUUGA
This is a messenger RNA of Fusarium redolens, 888 nucleotides long. RefSeq names its product mitochondrial carrier domain-containing protein. NCBI's taxonomy places the organism in Eukaryota, Fungi, Ascomycota, Sordariomycetes, Hypocreales, Nectriaceae. The record is from RefSeq and is a predicted model, not a curated record. The transcript is spliced from 3 exons. Gene Ontology annotation, molecular function: oxaloacetate transmembrane transporter activity; succinate transmembrane transporter activity; malate transmembrane transporter activity. Gene Ontology annotation, biological process: malate transmembrane transport; oxaloacetate transport; thiosulfate transport. The coding region runs from base 1 to 888 and encodes 295 amino acids.